Molecule: messenger RNA, 696 nt
Organism: Glycine soja
Lineage: Eukaryota; Viridiplantae; Streptophyta; Magnoliopsida; Fabales; Fabaceae
Exons: 3
Coding region: 1-696 (231 amino acids)
Molecular function (GO): protein dimerization activity
Source: RefSeq, a predicted model, not a curated record
AUGGGUUUCAUUUAUGAAGCAAUGGAUAAGGCCAAAGAGGUAAUUCAAAGAGCUUUCAAUAACAAUGAAGGGAAGUAUAAGGAUAUCCUUGCAAUCAUUGAUAAAAGAUGGGAUUGCCAACUUCACCACCCUUUGCAUGCAGCGGAUUAUUAUCUAAAUCCGAAGUUCUUUUACACCAAUCCAAACAUUUACAAUGAUAAUGAAGUGGUGGAUGGCCUCUACAAAUGUAUUGAUAGGCUUAGUGAAGAUGAUAAUUUUGUAAUUGAAGUUCACAAACAAUUGCUAGUGUAUAAAAGGGCUAGAGAGAGGUUUGGUAUGACUGUAGCAAUGAAAGCAAGGACUGAAAUAUCUCCUAUUGAGUGGUGGAAAUUGUGUGGAGGGAAAACACCACACUUGCAAACCAUUGCCAUUAAAAUUUUAAGUUUGACCUGUAGCUCAUCAGGAUGUGAGCGUAAUUGGAGUACCUUUGAGCAUAUUCACUCAAAGAAGAGAAGUAGGCUUGAGCACCAAAAGCUUCAAGACUUGGUUUAUGUUAAGUAUAACCAAACUCUUCUAGAUCGCUUUGAGUGUCAUGAUGUGAUUCAUCCUAUUGCUUUAAAUGAUAUUGAUGAUAACAAUGAGUGGUUAUUGGGAGAAUUGGAAGGAGAAGAAGCUGUUAAUGAUUUGGUUUUUGAUGAUGAUGAUGAUUUGAAUUAG